AUGGGGCAAACGCCGGCCGCCGCCUCUGUGCUGGAGGACCCGCCGCAGCCGGCCGCCACCUCUGUGCUGGAGGAGCAGCCGCUGCCGGCGGUGGGUGACCCGCCGCAGUCGGCCGCGCAUGUCUCGUUCGCCCCCGAACACCAUCAGUUCCAGGCGCCGCGCGGCGUGUCGGCCAUCCAGUUCCGCACCCCGGUCAGGACGGCCCGCGCCAGCUACCGCAAGACGCCGCGCGCGCACCAUCCGCCGCCGUUCGACUCCGGCUCUGACUCCGACACGAUGGGCACGCCAGCCGCCCACGUGGCUGCCGCCAUCGGCCAGUUCCGCCACCUGAUCGGCUCGCCGUGGAUCACGCUGACGCGCGGCUCCUCCUCCAAGCGGAAGCGGCAGCAGGAGGCGCGCGAGCGGGCCGCCCAGUCCAUCGUUAUGGACGACCCGCUCUCGGACGGCGACCAGCCCGGACAGAAGCGUUUCCGCCUGGCCAACGGCUCGGACGGGGGUCGGUCGCCGGCGCGGCGUGACCCGCCGGCCGAGACCGGCUCGGAGGCCACAUCCAGCAGCGCCGAGAUGCUGAGUGCGCUCUCCUCGUCUGACACGGAGCCCGAGCCGGUGUCGGCGCCGGAGCCCGCCUCCGACACGGAGCCCGAGCCCGAGCCCGUCUCCGAACAGCAGCCCGAGCUGGAGCCAGUCUCUGAGCAGCCGCCCGAGCCGGAGCCGGUCUCUGAGCAGAAGUCGAAGCCGGAGCCGGUCACUGAACAGAGAUCGCAGCCUGAGCCGGCCACUAAACCGGAGCUGAAGCCGGCCGCGGCGCAGGGCGAGCUGCGCUCGGUGACAGGCCAGGCGCGCCUGCUGAUCCGCGAGCGGUUCGGCCAGUUCGAGGGCCUGGUGGACAGCGCCGAGUUCCUGCGCGGCCCGCGGCCCACCACGCUCACCGACCUGCAGGGCUUCUGGGAGAUGAUCUACUUCCAGGUGGAGGACGUGGACCGCAAGUUCGCUCGUCUGACGGAGCUGGAGGCGGCCGGCUGGCAGGAGGCAGCGCCCGCCUCUCCUCCAGCUCCUGCCGCCGCCGCCGCUGCCCCUGCCAAGGCGGCCAGGAAGCCGCCAGCCGCCGGCCGCCGCUCGGCGCUGCCGCUGACUGAGCUGAACGCCAACACCGCCGAACUGCGCCAGAGUCGCCGCUCCCGGCGCCUGCCCAGCCUGCUGGGCGACUGCGGCCGGCCGAGUCCACUGGCGACAACCGGGGAGGACCUGAUGACGUUCGACUCAGGCCGGGCGAUCGGCUCGAACCGCGUCGUGCAGCGGCCCCACUAG
Messenger RNA from Pollicipes pollicipes, 1308 nucleotides. Its product is annotated as translation initiation factor IF-2. Gene Ontology annotation, molecular function: microtubule binding. The record is from RefSeq and is a predicted model, not a curated record. The transcript is spliced from 10 exons. NCBI's taxonomy places the organism in Eukaryota, Metazoa, Arthropoda, Thecostraca, Pollicipedomorpha, Pollicipedidae. Gene Ontology annotation, cellular component: nucleus; spindle pole centrosome; cytoplasm. The coding region runs from base 1 to 1308 and encodes 435 amino acids. Gene Ontology annotation, biological process: mitotic spindle organization; centrosome localization; kinetochore assembly.